Molecule: messenger RNA, 2316 nt
Organism: Nannizzia gypsea CBS 118893
Lineage: Eukaryota; Fungi; Ascomycota; Eurotiomycetes; Onygenales; Arthrodermataceae
Exons: 3
Coding region: 1-2316 (771 amino acids)
Biological process (GO): intra-Golgi vesicle-mediated transport
Cellular component (GO): COG complex; Golgi apparatus
Source: RefSeq, a predicted model, not a curated record
AUGGCUGUGGAUACUCCAGAUGCGAUUACUCUUAAUUCGUGGGAAGAUGCGUUUAAGUACCCUAUUCCUACAGUACGGCGAAUGGAGCAGGAGCUCCGCAGAGACGCUGAAGGCAAUAGGGACAAACUAAGGUCCCUUGUCGGAGUCAAAUACCGGGAUCUUCUUGAAACUGCGCAAACAAUAGUGGACAUGAACACAGAUAUUCAGCAGGUCGAGUCGACAUUGUCCAAUAUUGGUAGGCGAUGCAAUCCUCGAACAAUAACGAGGAGGAGUGAAUUUCCCCGCGAAUCAGAUAAGAGUGACCCCAAGUUCGGCGAGAAGAAUAAUGAAGAACGCAAGCUCAAUGCUCACUUAUGUCUUCUACGAAGCUGUACCAACUUGAUUGUGAAAAUAAUACGGGAGCGUGGCUCUGUGGUUCUGGCUGCGAAGCUACUAGUCAUUUCGAGACUCCUCUUGAAGACACUUUCACAGGCUGAAAAUGCCCCCCCUUUUGUGGAUAAUUUAAAGAAAAAUUUAGCCUCCCUCAGGGCGACGUUGCUGAGCCGAGUUAAGCUACGCUUGUCUCUUGCAAAUAUUACCACCGACAGGCUUAUACAGGCAUUGUCUGCAUUUUGUUUGGCCACCAGUUCCUCGUCUAAUGACGCUAUACGCCAUUUCUGCGAUGUACGAAAAAGCGCAAUUGGGGAACAAAUAACCGAAGGCCCGCAGAAAGAUGGUGUCCUUCUUGCCUUAAAACUGUACUUGCAGACUUUACGGCAGACGGAUCACCUGCUCGGCGGCCCUUUAGCAGUGGCACUGGAGAAAUUAACGACUCAGCCUCUUCUCGCAGACCCUGAAAUUUUGCGCUUAGGCGAGCUCAACAUAGAUGUCUUGAAGCCCUGGAUCGUGGCGGACAUUCAGCAUUUUACUCCAUGGAUUAAGUAUGAGGAAAUACCCAAGUCAGAAAGAAGUACCCAGCUAAAAAGCUGGUCUAAGAACACAUUCAAGAUAUUCUCCUCGCAAGCAAAACUAAAGCUAACAGCCUUUAAGGAUUUUGAGGAUAUCUUGAAUUUGCGAAAAGAGCUACUUGAGUCGUGGCUGCUGGUUCAGUCUUCGACUCCAACCCAUUCAAAUAUUGAAAUAUUAGAAGGUCUACAAGAUAUCAUAAACCACCAACUAAUUUUGAUUCUCCAAGGCCAAUCCGAAGGACUAGCUACUAUUGGAAAAGAAAUUACAUCGGUUAUAAUGAGUCUUUCAACAGAAGAAGGUGACAAGUACAGGUCUUCAUUAUGGGAUCCGAAACUUUCGUCAGUUGACUUUUCCGAAGGCGCCAAGAGCCUCAAGAGCGAGGUUGUCAAUAGAGCCCUAGGUAGAGGAACAGACUCUCUAAGAUUAUUGGAUUUGUACCAGAGCUGGCUAGGGGCUGUCGAAACUAGGGCUUCUUUAAUUCGUGGAAUGAAAAGCAAUAACUGGGAGGAUAUUGCUGAAGAUGAUAGCGAUGAAGAUGUCAUUGACCAUAUAAACGGAUGCUUAACAGAAGAUGAUCCAGUGCUUCUUGAAGAAGAACACCAAAAGUCAUUGGAGAAAGGAUUCAGUGAACUCCAAGCCAUUUUAGCUGGUGUGCUCGACGUAUCCUCCGAAUCACACAAGGUUUUGAAAGCCGUCUUUCUUCUGCGCAUGAUUCGAGAGAUUCGAAAUAAGAUCCCAGACAGGCUCCUGGAAGAAAAGCAAAUCCACUUUGCCCAGGAAAUGGUACCCGAAUUACAUGCCAUUAUCGCAACUGGUGUUGUGUCCCAGCUAUCUACUCAAAUAACGAAGUUGAUGCCGUACAAAAGCUCUCCCAGGUGCCCUGGUAGGACUUUAUGGGAGGGCAAUCCCGAGCUCCCAGUUCAGCCAUCUCCAGCUACCUUCAAACUGCUACGGAAACUUGAACUUUCAAUGGAUGGCCUAGGCCCAGACCUCUGGAAUCCCAGUGCACUAUCUGUCUUGAAAGUGGAAUUUCAGAAAUCAAUCAACGCACUUCUUGAAGGCAAGCUCGCGCAAGAAAUGGUUGAUUCAAAGGCUACCUCUUCUGAAAAUGGAGUGACUGAACAAGAGCAACAGCCUAAAUGUGAAGCGGAUUCGCCUUCUCAGCGGGACUAUAAAUUACAACUCAUAUUUGACCUGAUGUAUUUGGAUAAUGUGACGACACCUCACUCUCUAACUCUAGAAAAUUCCGCCUUGACCGCCCUUACCGAAGCUUUGCAGUUGGAGAAAGAAAAGAUAGAAACUCUCAGGACAAAGUCGGUUGCAUAUUGGGAGCGAACACGGCUUCUCUUUGGGCUGUUGGGCUAUUGA